AUGCAAUUCCCAGCUACUCUUCUCAUCAUCGUCGCUUUGGCCAAUUUGUAAGCCUCUUCCCUCUUCGCUUAAUUUUGAGAGAAAGAGAUACUAACACUAUAUGCAGUGCCUUUGCAGAUGUCCAUGUCAAAGGACUUUGCGUAGAUGUCAAAGAAGACUACGUAAGUUUCUUCUUCAUUUAUGCCUCAAAAUACUCAAAUACCUAACAAUAAACAUAGAACCUCUACAGUGUCAAUGCAACCCAAUCAGCCUGCGACGAAUACAAGAAGCGCAACACUGGCACUGAAAAAUGGGACACAUGUCCUGACUGCUUAAUGAUUGAGACUGAGCCUCCUCACUGCGAGAGUUUAGGAUCCCACAUGGGAGAAAAAGAGGUAAGCUUACUUCUAUCUUCCAGUGUUACAAAGUCACUGAUAAUUUGGGAAUAGUUUCAAGAAUACUGCAAAGCUGCUGGUGCUAGUAAAGCUAUGAUGAAUUGA
Molecule: messenger RNA, 479 nt
Organism: Hymenoscyphus albidus
Lineage: Eukaryota; Fungi; Ascomycota; Leotiomycetes; Helotiales; Helotiaceae
Source: the annotation of a GenBank genome assembly